This is a messenger RNA of Stomoxys calcitrans (stable fly), 2170 nucleotides long. RefSeq names its product CDP-diacylglycerol--glycerol-3-phosphate 3-phosphatidyltransferase, mitochondrial (gene PGS1). The record is from RefSeq and is a predicted model, not a curated record. The transcript has 2 exons. Gene Ontology annotation, molecular function: CDP-diacylglycerol-glycerol-3-phosphate 3-phosphatidyltransferase activity. Gene Ontology annotation, cellular component: mitochondrion. Gene Ontology annotation, biological process: cardiolipin biosynthetic process. Bases 371 to 1864 code for a protein of 497 amino acids. NCBI's taxonomy places the organism in Eukaryota, Metazoa, Arthropoda, Insecta, Diptera, Muscidae.
CAGACAACAUUUAUUUAUGACAAUUUACAUUAACAAUUAUGAAAUACACGACGAUUAAAUUGGCGAAACGUGUGUGCGGAUUAAAUAUGAUAAGUUGUGACAGAAAAAUCUAACUUUUAUUACAAAUACACAGUGCUAAGCAUUCUGCAUAAGGGGUUCCGGUGUAAAGAAUCGGGUACAAGUCACAAGAACUGCUAAAAAUAGCAACAAUAAGCACAGCAGACACAUCUGAACCAAAAACAAAAAAAUUACGAAAGUCGAAAGUGAAAGUAUUCAUUCGAGUUAAAAAAAAUUGACAAAGCCCGAGUGAAAGGUCAACGAAAUUAUCUGUCAUAGGAUUUCCGGCUGAUUGGUUGGUUUGUUGAAGAAGAUGCUGUUUUUAAGGCGGCUUUUCUCAGCGUUCGCAGAACCACUGAAUCAACCAACCGACUUCAUAGGAUGUUUACAACAAACGCCUCAAAUAUUCACCAAUGGAAGUGGGGUGGCGGCGGCUGCUGGUUUAGAGAGCUUGUCAUGGCUUUUUGAUGUGGCACCUUGUUUCCCUUUGAGGGGAGAACAGAUACAUGUGAUAAAUGAACCGAAACAUUUCUACGACACCUUGAUGCAACGUAGUGCUACAGCGAGGGAAAGAAUAGUUUUAGCAAGCCUAUACUUGGGCACUGGGCAAAUGGAAACGAAUUUUGUACAAACGUUGAGAAAGAGUUUACAACAGCAAUCGUCAUUAAGGGUCAAUGUGUUAUUGGAUUUCGCACGAGGCACUAGAGGUGAAACGAACUCAAAAACCAUGCUGCUACCGCUGGUGCAAGACUUCGGAGAACAAGUUCAGUUUAGUCUCUAUCAUACGCCCAACUUGAGAGGCAUGACUAAACGACUUGUUCCAGCUCGUUGGAAUGAAUUGCUGGGCUUGCAACAUAUGAAAGUUUAUCUUUUUGACGAUGCUGUACUAAUAUCUGGCGCCAAUCUCUCAAAUGAUUAUUUUACAAAUCGUCAAGAUCGUUAUAUACUCAUCGAGGAUAAGCCAUUGGCAGAUUUUUAUGCUGAGUUUAUAUGCCGGGUUCAAGAGUUUAGCCUAAGUGUGCAAAAAAAUUCAGAUGUUGGGUUACAUAGAAAUUGGCGGGGUGCUUUACCCUAUGAGGGAACAAAGGAAGACUUCACACGGACAGCUAAAAAGAGUAUAACAGAUUUUAUGCAACAAGUUUAUCAAAGACAACAAAAAGCCUGUAACGAAUCUAAAGAUGCCGACUCAUGGAUUUUCCCUUUAGUAGAGAUGGGUCAAAUUGGCAUUCAUCACGACAGUGUUGUUACCAAGCGUCUUUUAUCAAGCUGCAUUGAAGAUUCCAGAUUAAAACUUGCCACGGGUUAUUUUAAUUUAACACAAGAGUACAUGGAUACACUUACGCACAAAUGUUUAGCACAAUGCAGCAUUCUAAUGGCUCAUCCAAAUGCUAAUGGCUUCCAAGGCGCCAAAGGACCUGCUGGGGGUAUACCGGCCGCUUACACUCUUAUUGCUAAAAGUUUCUACGAGAGUCUUGUGAACCGCAAACAGGAGCACCGCGUAAACUUUUUUGAAUAUGAAAAACAAGGCUGGACCUAUCAUGCCAAAGGUCUCUGGUACUAUCUACCUCAAUCGAAAUUACCGAAUCUCACAUUGAUUGGUUCGUCCAAUUUCGGCGAGCGAUCAGUAAAUCGGGAUUUAGAAACACAAAUAUGCUUAGUUACUGCCAAUCAAAUGUUAAGACAAAGUCUGCAAAACGAAAACGAGCGUCUAUUUAGUCUCUCGUCUACUGCGGAAAAACAAAUAACAACACGACCGGUGCCGAGAUGGGUACAGGCUGUAGUGGGACUGUUUCGGACAUUUUUCUAAAUAGCCAUAAUAUAUCCCCUAUAUAUUUAAGCUAGAACAUUUAUGAAAUUGAGAAUUGGUAAAUGCCGAAUGCCUUAAAGGAUGCUUAAUUCGUUCCCUAAAUUAGAUUAAACAAAAAGAAAAAACAUUAAACUUAAUACCUUAUAUGCCAUAACACAAAAUUAUUUUUUAUGCGUUAUGUUUAUUAUUGAAUUAACCAUAAACCUAAAGAGAUAACUAGAUUGUUCUUGCAAUUGUUUACCUUUACAUUGUUAAUACCAAAUAUGUGUAUGUUUUUGUGAUUUAAAUACAUCAGGUCUAUUCCCA